Molecule: messenger RNA, 2949 nt
Organism: Xyrauchen texanus (razorback sucker)
Lineage: Eukaryota; Metazoa; Chordata; Actinopteri; Cypriniformes; Catostomidae
Product: probable E3 ubiquitin-protein ligase RNF144A-A
Exons: 8
Coding region: 110-991 (293 amino acids)
Biological process (GO): ubiquitin-dependent protein catabolic process; positive regulation of proteasomal ubiquitin-dependent protein catabolic process; protein polyubiquitination
Cellular component (GO): cytoplasm; Golgi apparatus; ubiquitin ligase complex
Molecular function (GO): ubiquitin conjugating enzyme binding; ubiquitin protein ligase activity; zinc ion binding
Source: RefSeq, a predicted model, not a curated record
AGGAAAUGCUCAUAUACUAAUGGCGUCUUCACAACGCGACGGACGGAUCAGCUGAUUCUUAUAUCAGCCUGCAAAUCUACAUGACGACAUAAGCUCUUUAGCAGGCAUCAUGACCACAGCUAGGUACCGACCCACCUGGGAUUUGGCCCUGGACCCGCUGGUGUCCUGUAAACUGUGCCUGGGAGAGUUUCCCUUGGAGCAAAUGACCACCAUCACCCAGUGCCAAUGCGUCUUCUGCACCCUGUGCCUGAAGCAGUAUGUGGAACUUCUAAUCAAAGAGGGCUUUGAAACUGUGAUCAGCUGUCCAGAUUCUGCCUGCCCAAAACGAGGACAUUUACAAGAAAAUGAGAUUGAAUGCAUGGUGGCCACAGAGAUAAUGCAGAGAUACAGGAAGAUGCAGUUUGAGAAGGAGGUGUUGCUGGACCCGCGCCGGACCUGGUGCCCAUCCUCCACGUGCCAGGCUGUGUGCCAACUGAUAGAGUCUGACAUGGCGCUUCCGCAGUUGGUGCGCUGCAGUGUUUGCACACACAAGUUCUGUUCCGCCUGCAAGGCCAGCUGGCACCCGGAGCAAGACUGCCAGGAGAACGUUCCCAUCACCUCUUUUCUACCUGGAGAGAGCAGUUUUUUUUUUAAGGCUGAUGAUGACGACGCCCCAAUCAAACGCUGUCCCAAAUGUAAAGUCUACAUAGAGAGAGACGAGGGCUGUGCCCAGAUGAUGUGCAAGAACUGCAAGCACGCGUUCUGCUGGUACUGCCUGGAGUCCUUGGACGAUGACUUCCUCCUGAUCCAUUAUGACAAAGGACCCUGCCGCAACAAAUUAGGCCACUCCAGAGCUUCUGUGAUCUGGCACAGAACGCAGGUUGUUGGAAUCUUUGCUGGUUUCGGACUGCUCUUACUUGUAGCCUCUCCAUUCCUUCUACUAGCCACGCCAUUUGUGCUGUGCUGUAAGUGCAAAUGCAGUAAAGGCGAUGAUGACCCUUUACCCACCUAACAGCCUGCAGCAAGGAGUCUGUGUUGGAGGAAUUCCAGUCAUCUCCUUUAAUCGUUUUUCUUUAUCUCCUCCACCUUUGAGCUUUCAUCAAUUGGUGGGACUCGCAUUUGAAGCCACAACGCAAGCCAUCUCACGCCAUGGUUACUGUCACAGCUAGCUGAUGUGGGCUAUUUCAAGGCAGGCCUGACGAGAAUAAAGGAGACCUCAUGAGCCUGCUGCUUGCUUAGGUGGAGGAUUUGAGAGAUGGGGUUACUUACUGCCCCUUCCAUAGUAACACGAGAGAUGGUACUAAAGGAGCACAGUGCUGUUCUGUUCAAGCACUUGUCUUAUUUUAAGGAUGUUUUCCAGAUGUAUUCAGUCUGUACAUCUGUCGGUCUCUCUGUGCAUAGUAGUUUUUCAGUCACACGGCUCACUCUUUAUCACUUGUAUUGCUCAAAUGUACAGCAAGAAUACUACUACAAUUUUAAUUCAAAAUAAAUUUCACAUUCAAGACUUUAUUUAAUGGCACGACUUUUGUUUUUCUGUAUUUGUCGAGAUAUCUUUCAGAUAUAACCAACAGUAAAUUGACUGCCGAUUUUGGUUGCUGAUGUCAUCAGGGUUUCACAGAUGAUAUUCGCAUUUGGAAUUUCUCCCUGUGCCCAUAUACACAAUUUGUUUGCUUUGAGAUAUCACUGAUCUCCAUGGAUUUAAAGUGUUAAUAUUAUUCCAAAGCAGGACUGUUCUGUGAGUUUAAAAUCCAAAUACUGACCCAUUGAAAUCAGUAGAGUUUAUUGAGUUGCUCAAACAAACCCUUAAAGUAAUCCGAACAUGAGAUAAAAGAUUACAAUCAUCUAAGUGCAAACUGUCAGAAUACUGAAACCUAAUUACAACAUUCUUAAGGCCAUUUUUUAACCCUUACUGUAAAUGCACUGUAUUAUAGAAACUUUAAUAGCACUCAUCUAAGUCUGCAGUAUGUCUGAAGUUCGAAACAAACUGAUAGUCCCUUUUUUCCACAGUAAAGUGUGAUCAUGCCUGAGGAUUUUAUGCUGAUUUACUAAACGGCCUGUCUUGUGUAUUUUGUCAGAUAGUUUGAAACAUGCAUUCAGUUUGUAUUCCUAGCAACAACAUACAAUUUUGGAACAGUCACUGUAAUUCAGGCAGGGAUUAUACACAGAUUUCAAGACUGUGUGGCUUAAAUAUAUUCACAAGUCCAGCACUUUAUCUAUGCAAGUUCAAACAACUUGAAGAUAAAAAAUAUAUAUAUAUAUGGCUUCUGAUGUCUUUAAUUGAAAGGUAGCGUAGGGGUUUCUAUGGGCAAGUUUGUGUCUUCUUGUUCAAAACAGAGUUUAUCACCUUCUGAAAUGCCAUUGUGCUAAUGUUGAAUAUUGACAAAUAGUUUUAAAUGAGAUUUCUUCCCUUAAGGGGGCUGGUUUUAAAAUAGAUUUAUGAUGCUAUUUGAAUGUUAAGAUUUUGCCUGCACUUCUUGAAUUAGCGAGUAUAUAAUCAAAAGCUAUUGUGCCAUCGAUCAUUUGUUACUCAGAAAUAUUCAAAUCAGAGCAUCUGCACCCGCCAUAUGUGUAGCUGGAUAAUAUGUAGCUCAUUAGAUUUCUUCAGAAUUGUCUGUGUGAUUCCCUCAUCUGCCAUUUCUUGUGUGCCAUAUUUGAGGUUGACAUGACAAAGUGAUUGUCUUUUCUUUGCAAGAAAAUGUUGUGUGUGCCCCUCUGAAAUUCACAGUAUUCACAAAGUUGAUAACUGGAUCAUAUUUUUAUGUUUGUCAUCUCCAUCAUUUGGUAGCAACCUGAAUUUUUAUGUUUUCAGCCUUACAUUUUUUAGUACCUCAGUUUUUCUUCUGUAUCCUAUAUAUAUAUAUAUAUAUAUAUAUAUAUAUAUAUAUAUAUAUUCAUCCUCAGGUCCUCCUAGAUAAAUAAUGUUGUCACUUUUAAACUUUUUUGAUGUUCAAAGAUAUAGAGCUUUGGACU